AUGGAAGAAAUGGCAACCGUGAAGAGUAUAGCAAGUAGUGAUAAGGAAGAUGAACUGUUUGAAGAAAGGUCAAGGAGAAAAACCGACAAAUUGCUAAUCACUAACAGAACAAUAACUAACACUAACAAUCAUAAGGAGUCUCUAACACUUGCAAAUGCUCUCUACUUCAAAGGAACUUGGGCAGAGCCAUUUCUUCCAGUUCGAAGUGUUACUAAGAGUUUUUACACCCUAGAUGGGAAUAUGGUUCAGGUUCCCUACUUGACUGAAUAUUCUUUGGUCUAUUCAUAUGGAUCUUCUCAAGGAUGUAAGAUUCUUACGUUGCCUUAUAAAGUCGGCAAUCAAAAGGAGCUUAGCUUUUCCAUCAGCUUUUUUCUUCCUGAUGAGAAAGAUGGGCUGCCUGACUUGCUGAAACGAUUGAGUUCAGACUCGGCACUACUGAAGUUCAAAUUCAAUCAAGUGCGAAUGCGAAAGAUAAGGAUUCCAAAGUUCAAGCUUGAGUAUAACAUGGAGGUUUCUGAUAUGAUGGAACAAAUGGGGUUGAGGCUGAACCUUAAGAAGGACUCGGAGAUGUUAGAAGAUACAGAUCCUAACACCGUUGAAGAUAUGAAAGUUUGUCACAGUUGUUGUGUUGAAGUUGGUGAAAAUGGAUGUGAACCUUUAGCUGUACAGACAUUUGAUACCAGUACCAGAGAUGUUCCACCGCACACUGUGUUCAUUGCUGAUCAUCCAUUUAUGUUCAUGAUAAGGGAAGACUCUUCUGAAACUCCCAUCUUUCUUGGAGCUGUGGUUAAUCCCCUACUUCAAUGA
Molecule: messenger RNA, 807 nt
Organism: Humulus lupulus (European hop)
Lineage: Eukaryota; Viridiplantae; Streptophyta; Magnoliopsida; Rosales; Cannabaceae
Product: serpin-Z2B-like
Exons: 2
Coding region: 1-807 (268 amino acids)
Molecular function (GO): serine-type endopeptidase inhibitor activity
Source: RefSeq, a predicted model, not a curated record